CAUCACCUCUCCAAACAACCGCAUGUUCGCUCGUUGGGACGGUGAGAUAGCGGUGUUUUCUCAUGUCGCUGCCUCGUCCUCCGCGGAAAACAUCGGCUGAUGAAAGCAAGCGUCUCUUUUUGGUGGGGCGGACUGGCAAUCCGGAACCGAUUGGCUCUAUCUUCGUCUGUAGGGGAUGACCGACGAGAUAGCACCAGGCAGCUGCAAGAGUAACGCUGGGAGCUCUAGGUGGAUGUCGGUGUAUCCGAAUGUCAUCGGAAUGCCGAUCGUGUCUUCUCCUCUCGUUCCCGUGCCAGUAUUGAGCAAAUGCUGACUGUGAACCCCGGCAAGACGCCCAUCAGUCUUCUGCAGGAGUAUGGAACGAGGAUAGGCAAGACUCCAGUGUACGAUCUGCUUAAGGCAGAGGGUCAGGCGCACCAACCCAACUUCACGUUCCGCGUGUCCGUGGGAGACAUCAGUUGCACCGGUCAAGGCCCAAGUAAGAAGGCAGCGAAGCACAAGGCAGCCGAGGCUGCCCUGAAGAUGCUGAAAGCAGGCGCCGGCAGUUCUGUUGUCGUUUGUGGAGGAGGAGAGGCGUUCGUUGCGGUGGAGGCGGCAGUUGACGGAGAGAGCCCACCAUUAGAGAUGAAGACUUCCAGCAGCUCGUCCCAACAGUCUGAGUGCAACCCUGUGGGAGCUCUCCAGGAGCUGGUAGUGCAGAAGGGCUGGCGCCUACCAGAUUACACCGUCACCCAGGAGUCGGGACCCGCUCACCGCAAGGAGUUCACCAUGACCUGCCGCGUCGAGAGGUUCAUAGAAAUAGGAAGUGGCACUUCUAAGAAGCUGGCCAAGCGGAACGCGGCCGCUAAGAUGCUGUCCCGUAUCCAUGAUGUCCCUGUUGACCUGAGGAGCAGCCAUGAGGCUGAGACUGAGGAGGACACCUUCACCAUGCACAUGGGCAGCCGAGUGGAGUCAGGGAAGUGUAAAGGUCUGGGCUGCACCUGGGACUCCCUGCGUAACUCUGCUGGGGAGAAGAUCCUGCAUCUCCGGAGCCACCCCCUCGGCAUGCCCAGCUCCAACUUCUGCUCCCUGCUCAGCGACCUCUCAGAGGAGCAGCGAUUCGACAUCUGCUACCUGGACAUAGAGGAGCGCAGUCUGAGUGGGCUGUGCCAGUGUCUGGUGGAGCUGUCCACUCAGCCAAUCACAGUUUGCCACGGCUUCGCCCCCAGCCAGGACGCCGCGCGCUCCAGCGCGGCCCACAAUGCACUUCAGUACCUCAAGAUCAUGGCCGGAGGGAAGUGAUGUCAUCCUCCCCAACGCCUGGAACUCUGGCGGAAUUGACUGCGGGAGCGGACGGAUGUGACCGUAGCCACGGAAACGACCCCUGCGGACCGCUUUAACCCCGAAUGAGUAAUGAACUGCCCCAGAGGGGAGGAGAGACUUUCCCCUCGGCCAAUCAGGAGACCUGAUAUUUAUCUCUUCGUCUUCGUGCCUCUAGAUGUCCUCUGGAAGAACCCCUAUCUGCCUCCCCAGAUCCCCUUACCUGCCCCCUUAUCUGCCCCUAAACCCCAAGGAGACAAGGACUCAGAUCACGCCAGCCCAGACCCAGGCCUUUAGCCCAGGCCAGAACCAGACCUUUAGCCAGGCCAGGACCAGAACCAGGCCUUUAUCCCAGGCCAGAACCAGACUUUUAGCCCAGGCCAGGAGGAGACCCUGGCCCUUUAUAGCCCAGGCCAGAACCAGGCCUUUAGCCCAGGCCAGACCCAGGCCCUUUAUAGCCCAGGCCAGAACCAGACUUUUAGCCCAGGCCAAAACGAGACCCAGGCCCUUUAUAGCCCAGGCCAGAACCAGACUUUUAGCCCAGGCCAGGACGAGACCCUGGCCCUUUAUAGCCCAGGCCAGAACCAGACUUUUAGCCCAGGCCAGACCCAGGCCCUUUAUAGCCCAGGCCAGAACCAAGCCUUUAGCCCAGGCGCUUAUUGGACUCCAAAAUGCCUCCUGCUUGCCUUCAGAUUAUGUGCCACCAUAUCCACCUGUAGCAGGAAAAAAAUGAUUUGAUCCGU
This is a messenger RNA of Hypomesus transpacificus, 2042 nucleotides long. It is a transcript of the gene tarbp2, whose product is annotated as TAR (HIV) RNA binding protein 2. Gene Ontology annotation, molecular function: double-stranded RNA binding; siRNA binding; pre-miRNA binding. The record is from RefSeq and is a predicted model, not a curated record. The transcript has 7 exons. The coding region runs from base 307 to 1281 and encodes 324 amino acids. Lineage: Eukaryota; Metazoa; Chordata; Actinopteri; Osmeriformes; Osmeridae. Gene Ontology annotation, biological process: regulation of viral transcription; regulation of miRNA processing; regulation of siRNA processing. Gene Ontology annotation, cellular component: RISC-loading complex.